This is a messenger RNA of Leptosia nina, 402 nucleotides long. The record is from the annotation of a GenBank genome assembly. Lineage: Eukaryota; Metazoa; Arthropoda; Insecta; Lepidoptera; Pieridae.
AUGAAGCCUUCCUGGUUACACAGCCUCCAUUUAGUCGCGUUGGGAGUAUUAUUGUAUAUCAUCGACCUUUCUUUAGCUUCUUUAGACGGCUAUGUACCCGGUGAAGAUUACCCAGCCUUCGAAGAGGUGCCCAAAGGUUUGGCCUUCACGUGCGAUGACAAAAUCCCUGGUUACUACGCUGACCCAGAAACCCAGUGCCAGGUUUGGCAUUGGUGUGUUCCAAGUAUUGGUGGUAACAUCCAAUACUCGUUCCUUUGCAACGCGGGGACUGUCUUCAAUCAAAGAACGAGAGUGUGCGAUUGGUUCUUUAAUGUGGACUGCCCCAGCGCACCAGCAUUCUACGCGAUAAAUGAAGAUCUCUACAAAGACGAAGCCGGCAACUUUAUCGCGGGCAAAAAGUAG